This is a messenger RNA of Fusarium subglutinans, 1077 nucleotides long. RefSeq lists its product as uncharacterized. The transcript has 3 exons. Lineage: Eukaryota; Fungi; Ascomycota; Sordariomycetes; Hypocreales; Nectriaceae. The record is from RefSeq and is a predicted model, not a curated record. Bases 1 to 1077 code for a protein of 358 amino acids.
AUGGACUCCCAAACCUUCAGCAGUCUGCCUGGAGAUCUCCAUCUGGAGAUUGGAAAGUUCCUGAAAUCAUCCGAAAUGGAGGGUUUGAUCGCCUCCUCCAAGAGCAUGCGUAGAAUAUACGCACCAUCAUACUUCCACACCGUGGCGUUCCGUGGUACCAGCAUGGACCUGGUCAUGGACCUGUUUGCAUUUAAAAAUGCAAACAGAAGCCGGGCAACAACCAGUCACAUUGUUGUCCCCGCCAUCAAGCACGUCACAAUCUCACAGGAGGCCGACACACCCUCCCCCGCUCCACACCUUGCGCUGGUGCUCCCGCGCCUUAUCGCCAGCUCCUUGGGUGUCAUGAGAAAUCUCCAGAGUAUCCAACUGGAUCUCUGGUGGUUCUCGGACGCCCAGCAAAAGGAGCUGCGUGAUAGGUGCGCAGGCCUGCCUGUCUGGAUUGGCCUACGGUCAAUCCAGAUGGAGGACGAAGCCGACACCGAGCUUCUGGCUGUCCUGGUCAGCAAGACUCGUCCGGAGUCCUUCAGCGGACUGCAGUUCGGGGGCCAGCUCGAACUGCAGGCCGCCAGGCAGUGUACACCUUUCCUUCGACGACUGGUGGUGCCGUUCCGACUCCCGGCUACAGCAGAUGUUGGUGGGCGGGCGGGCAUAGUGUCGAACAAGACAAGCUUGUUGAUGCAAUUCGGGCGCCUGGAGUGGUUGGUCCUGGCACCAAUCCAGGUGAAGCCAGGUGUUGUUGCUGCGAUCCGCGAGGAUCCCAAGAUAUUUCUCAACGUUCUCCUCAAGGAGAUUUCGAGGCUACCAUACCUCACACGACUGGGGUUGAAGUUCCCGAGGUCAAUUCUCGUGGCUCGUCAACCUGGGGUCCCGGGGACUGGUACGGGUCUGUCCGCUGUUGGACAUUAUGUUCGGCAGUGGAGCAAGCAGAUCUUCGCCAAGAUCCCUGCCCUACAGCAGGUGGCUUUCAUUCACGGGGCCGUUGUGUUGAGGGCAGUAAGGGGGGCGGAUGCCACCAUUCGUGUCUCUAUUGAGCGCGAUUUGGACCGGCAUGCGUUUCCCUUUGGGACUCUUUACUGA